AUGAUAAAAGUGCAGGGUAGAAUAACACUAUUUCUGCUAGUGCUGGUACGAGCCAGCUCUUUUGCUUCCUGGCUUCGAUGCUACAUCGAUCUUGACGACAGCGAAAUUAUUAUGAACUACCAAGUUCUUCUACCCGAGGAUGCUCCACACCUUGUACACAUCGAAGUCAGCGCGGACGGCGAAACCUGGACCGACAGCUUCAGUUUUCCGGCGGAAGCCAAAACAUCCAUCAGAGCGCGCCUUCGAGUUCCAGAGGAACUCAUCAGACGAGAUGUUCAGUACGUGAUAGAAUCGACCAACGGUGGAACUUUCCACGAUCCAGCCAUGUGCGAUGGAGUGCGAUCGCACGCAUCAGCUCACGACGAAUCUGUUGGCCUGGUCAUCGAUGGGUCGGUGUCGGAACGCAUAGAGCUCUGGGCCGCUUGGGCAUCUGGUCACGAAGCCGUCUCCUUGACACCGAGGCUGCUUCUUAGACGUGAUGAUUUGAUCGCCACUGAGGCAAUAGAGCUGUAA
Phaeodactylum tricornutum CCAP 1055/1 is the source of this 513-nucleotide messenger RNA. RefSeq lists its product with no specific name. The record is from RefSeq and is a predicted model, not a curated record. The transcript has a single exon. NCBI's taxonomy places the organism in Eukaryota, Bacillariophyta, Bacillariophyceae, Surirellales, Neidiaceae. Bases 1 to 513 code for a protein of 170 amino acids.